Messenger RNA from Lathyrus oleraceus (garden pea), 1004 nucleotides. RefSeq lists its product as uncharacterized. The transcript has 5 exons. Bases 80 to 799 code for a protein of 239 amino acids. NCBI's taxonomy places the organism in Eukaryota, Viridiplantae, Streptophyta, Magnoliopsida, Fabales, Fabaceae. The record is from RefSeq and is a predicted model, not a curated record.
GAGUGUAUCACUCACUCACACAGUCACACCUACAAAUUAAAAUUCCCUCAAAAUUCUACUCAAUUUCCCUUCCAGCGCAAUGAACUCAAAGUCAAAACCAAAAAAACCCACACCGAUUAGGGUUUUCGGACAACGAUCCAUCACUUCAACAUUUCGCUCUCUCCCUCCAAAUCCCUCUCAUGAUUCCGAAGCAAGUUCGACAAAUCAAGCUUCGCGUAAGUGCGAAUCUACUCGUUUAUCGCUUUCUCACUUCCUUGUUGGCAAACUACAUAGCUCUUCAACAGCCCCUCAUACAGUUCCGGGGAAGUUGACGCCUUUUCAAUCACCUUUGGGUUUGAGAAUACCGUCGAGUGAGCAAGUUGGAAGCGUCAAACAGACUGAAGAAGAGAGAAAGUUUGCAACUGCUGAUGAGAAGUUGAUUUUGGGAAUGUUCAAGCAUACUGAAGAAGAGGGAAAAUGCGACUUUGUUCUUCCAUUAGAUGUUGAUCAGUUAGAAAAUUCAGUGGCAAAUGAUCGUCAAGAAUCUCGGAAAAGGAAAAAUCCAUUUGAAGGUAGAAAUGAGAACCAAACUGUUCGGAAGCAUGUGGUAGUUCUUGGAGGUGAAUCAAGGUUGAAGCAAAAAAAGCAGAUAAAAAAUGACUUCGAUGGCAAAAAGCAAAAACCAUAUAAUCACUAUGCAAAUGGCUGCGGCUGGUGGGACUAUGACAUGGAAGGUGUUGAUAAUGAGGCCUUGGGGGUCAGUGAAGUAUGGGAGGGAGUGGGAUCUACCACACUUGGAGGUAUAGCUGACUGGCAUUGAUGUUGAUUUUAUUAUAUAUGUCUGUAUGUGACUCUGACUUAGUUUAGCUUUGAUAUCAAUACAAUCAGAAACUCAGUUGUUCUGAGAAAAUUCCUCAAUGUGUAUAAAUUCAUAAUUCACUUCGAUCAGUUCUAUUCUCUCCAAAUCAUAUGGUUUUACUAAUAUGUUUCAAAUAAUGUAAAAAAGAGUAAUUCAACACCGAUUA